Echinops telfairi (small Madagascar hedgehog) is the source of this 2860-nucleotide messenger RNA. RefSeq names its product integrator complex subunit 13 (gene INTS13). The transcript has 17 exons. The record is from RefSeq and is a predicted model, not a curated record. Gene Ontology annotation, biological process: centrosome localization; regulation of mitotic cell cycle. Gene Ontology annotation, cellular component: integrator complex. The coding region runs from base 408 to 2546 and encodes 712 amino acids. Lineage: Eukaryota; Metazoa; Chordata; Mammalia; Afrosoricida; Tenrecidae.
UUUUAUCUCACUGGGUGGCUGGGAAAGUUAGCAGGAAGAAAACCUUGAGGGCCGAAGGCUUUAUCCCUCCCCCGGCUCCGCCCUCUUCCUGUCAGCGACCUGAGCGGCUGGCCCACUCGGGGGAAGGGGAAGCUCGGCGGGGUUCACGGAGCGCACAGUGCGCACGCGCGAUCUCGAGUGUGUGAGCGUUUGUGUGUUCGUGCGCACGCGCGCGCGCCUGCAUUUCGGAAGCCUGGGAAGGAGCGGUGUGCAAGGCGAUGAGCGGGGACACACAGCCCCCGGUCCUUGGUACCAGGCACUGGUGAUUGUGCACUGACCGUAGCCACACUGCCAGCAGCCUUUCUAGAGACUGCGGCCCGUAGCUUCUUCGUUUUCAUUGCAGGACCAGCCUCGAAAGUUAGAACAAAAUGAAGAUUUUUUCUGAAUCUCAUAAAACUGUGUUUGUUGUGGAUCACUGCCCUUACAUGGCAGAAUCAUGCAGACAGCAUGUCGAGUUUGAUAUGCUGGUGAAGAAUAGGACCCAAGGAAUCAUCCCUUUGGCCCCCAUCUCUAAAUCACUGUGGACUUGCUCAGUAGAAUCGUCUAUGGAGUAUUGUAGAAUAAUGUAUGAUAUAUUUCCUUUCAAAAAGCUGGUGAAUUUCAUUGUGAGUGACUCUGGAGCACAUGUCUUAAAUUCUUGGACUCAAGAAGACCAAAAUUUGCAGGAGCUGAUGGCAGCAUUAGCUGCCGUUGGGCCUCCUAACCCUAGGGCAGACCCAGAAUGCUGCAGUAUUCUACAUGGUCUAGUUGCAGCAGUGGAAGCCCUCUGCAAAAUUACAGAGCACCAGCAUGAGGCUCGUACCCAGCUGAUGGAGAGUGCUGAACGUGUUGGAAAUAGGGGACGGAUCAUUUGCAUUACUAAUGCCAAAAGUGAUAGCCAUGUGCGAAUGCUGGAAGACUGUGUGCAAGAAACAAUUCAUGAACAUAACAAGCUUGCUGCAAAUUCAGAUCAUCUCAUGCAGAUUCAGAGGUGUGAGUUAGUACUGAUUCAUACCUACCCAGUUGGUGAAGACAGCCUUGUGUCUGAUCGUCCUAAAAAAGAGUUGUCCCCAGUUUUAACCACUGAAGUCCAUAGUGUUCGUGCAGGGCGACAUCUUGCUACCAAAUUGAAUAUUCUAGUGCAGCAACAUUUUGACUUGGCUUCAACUACUAUUACAAAUAUUCCCAUGAAGGAAGAGCAGCAUGCUAACACGUCUGCCAAUUAUGAUGUGGAGCUACUUCAUCACAAAGAUGCACAUGUAGAUUUCCUGAAAAGUGGUGACACCCACUUAGGCGGGAGCAGUAGAGAUGGCCCGUUUAAAGAGACCAUAACACUGAAGUGGUGCACACCGAGGACAAACAACAUCGUGUUUUCUUCUGUUUCAGAGUUGCACUAUUGUACUGGAGCAUAUCGAAUUUCACCUGUAGAUGUAAAUAGUAGACCUUCCUCCUGCCUUACUAAUUUUCUUCUAAAUGGUCGUUCUGUUUUAUUGGAACAACCACGCAAGUCAGGCUCCAAAGUCAUUAGUCAUAUGCUUAGCAGCCAUGGAGGAGAGAUUUUUCUACACGUCCUUAGCAGUUCUCGUUCUAUUCUAGAAGAUCCUCCUUCAAUUAGUGAAGGAUGUGGAGGAAGAGUUACAGACUACCGGAUUACAGAUUUUGGUGAAUUUAUGAGGGAAAACAGAUUAACUCCUUUUCUAGACCCCAGAUAUAAAAUUGAUGGAAGUCUUGAGAUCCCUUUAGAACGAGCAAAAGAUCAGUUAGAAAAACACACCCGCUAUUGGCCUAUGAUUAUCUCACAAACCACCAUUUUCAACAUGCAAGCGGUGGUUCCGUUAGCCAGUGUUAUUGUGAAAGAAUCUUUGACAGAAGAAGAUGUGCUAAACUGUCAGAAAACAAUAUACAACUUAGUUGAUAUGGAAAGGAAAAAUGAUCCUUUGCCUAUUUCCACAGUUGGUACACGAGGAAAAGGCCCUAAAAGAGAUGAACAAUACCGUAUCAUGUGGAAUGAGUUAGAAACUCUGGUCAGAGCCCAUAUUAAUAACUCAGAGAAACAUCAAAGAGUCUUGGAAUGUCUGAUGGCAUGUAGGAGCAAACCCCCAGAAGAGGAGGAACGAAAGAAACGAGGAAGAAAGAGGGAAGACAAAGAGGACAAGUCGGAAAAAGCAGUGAAAGAUUACGAACAGGACAAAUCCUGGCAAGAUUCAGAGAGAUUAAAAGGAAUUUUAGAACGAGGAAAAGAAGAGUUGGCUGAAGCUGAGAUUAUAAAGGAUUCACCUGAUUCCCCAGAACCUCCAAACAAAAAGCCUCUUGUUGAAGUUGACGAAACUCCACCGGUGGAAACAUCCAAAGGACCAGUAUCCUUGUUAUCCUUGUGGAGUAAUCGGAUUAAUACUGCCAAUUCCAGAAAACAUCAGGAAUUUGCUGGGCGUUUGAACUCUGUUAGUAACAGAGCUGAAUUAUAUCAACAUCUUAAAGAGGAAAAUGGAAUGGAGACAACAGAAAAUGGAAAAGCCAGCCGGCAGUGAAAAGUGACGUGUGGAAUGAAAUUAGCAUAUUGCAAAAAUAUUUUCUUCAGAAUUUGAUAAAAGUACUUUUACAGCAAGAUUGUAUAGUUAAAGUGGCCUGGACUGGUUUUUACAUUUUAAAAAAAUUUUCAACUAACUUUAUCCUUUUUGUACUAAUUGUAAAAUUGGCACAAAUGUCAAAUAUAUACAUUUUAGAUGUGUCCUCCUAAAUUCACAAAUUUAUUUUGUGGUAAAAGGUAUCCCCUUGGAAGUAUUUCUUAAAAAAAAAAAUUAGGCCUUUCUUUGCCAAAUAAAACUCUUUAAGAUAUCUGAAA